CAAUAUAUCCAGUGAAUCCCUGCUGUUUUAGAAGUCUGAUAGGCCUGGCUGUCGCCCCAAACUGCAAACGCAAGGGGCGCCAACGACUAGAAAUGCAACGCGCGGAAGUCUGGCCGCUUGAGCUGGUUCCUAGCCCGCUGGCGGGGCAGCAUUUUACGCCGAGCGCGAGCAUCUCUACCAGCUUUUACUUCUCCAGCUCCCCUCUGAACGCGGACUAUUCUUCGGCGGCUCAAGUGUCUGCAGAUUACAACAAGAAAGCUAUUGACGACGUUUCGCAGCUGUUGGACGCCGAUGAGCUCCCAGCGCGAACUCCAGCGGUCCUUUGGCUCCGAGGCCGCCGCACACGGCAAGUGCUCCCGAGUGCAGGCAGCAGCGCCAUUUAAGCCAGCUAGCCCUGCUGUCCUCAAGCAGCAGCUGCAGCUUGAAGCUGACGCCAUUCUGACGGAGUUCAGGCAGGCGCUGUCAUACGGGCACGGCGCGCAGCAGUCCAAUGUGGUCACUGGCGAUGCGCCAAUGGCACAGAUGCAAGAGUGGACGUUGUCGGCUGGCCACAAUGUGACCUCCUGUGCCGCAGUGGCGACCAUGGAUGAAACUCCCACCUCGUGGCGAGGAGUGGGGCGAACAGCGCUGGAGAGCAUUACGCGUGCUGACGGCCGCCAGGUUGACAUCACCCCACAGUCUGAGGCGGCGUCUUGCAUGGGGCCUCACUGCACCAGCGUUAGUGGUGUCGGAGGGCUGGACAGCCGCUGCACAGCCCUGUUACGACCAGUGUCAACAACCACUGCUUCAGGCGGCUUCACAGACCAGCCCAGCGCCAACAGGUACUGGCGAGGCAUACAGCGGCAGCAGCAAGGGAUGCUGCGGCAACUGCAGCCGCAGACCCAGAACAGCCAUUACUGCGCCCCCCGGGACCAGCCACCGCAUGCAGUGGCGGCCUCGGCUGUAGUCAGCCUGUUGCCUCCUGGGCGGCUUUGCGGUGGUUGGCGAGCUGCCAGUGCUGAAGCCAUGGCGGCCAGCAGCCCAGCAUUGGCGCCAUCAGUAGACCUCAGCCGGCUGCUGGAGUCACCCUCGCCUGGCGGCAGCACGCCGCAGCAGCAAAAGCCAGUCAGCAGCAGGAUCGGAGUGCUUGCCACCACGGACAAAACCAACUCCGGCAGUUCUGGCUGUGGUUUCGGCUUUGCCCCGCCUGAUGCCAGCGACAUGCCCACGCCAAUGGGUGUCUCACGGGAGCUCAGCUUCAUGCCGUGUAGCAUGGCCAAAUCUGCUGCUACCGCUGCAACAGCUGCACCAGCGACAUUACUACCGGGGGAAGGUUCGACCUGCACAGGCCACUUCAGCAGCAUAUCACCACAAUCUGCCACCCCCGUGCUGAUAACUAGUGUGGCAGCAGGGCAAGCCAUGUCAAAGCCCGGCCUGCGCAGUGAGCGCCAGGGCUGGCAGGACCCCGGCGCUCUUGGGCAGUUGCAGCAGCAGUACACGUCACCUUAUCCAGUGAAAACUGGUGCUACCUGUUCAUUGGAGCAAGGCAUGUGUGCACAACCGCAUGACGCUUCUCCCCAAGCACCACUGCUGGGGCCCGAGCAGCAGCCGGCCAGCAUGCUGCUGCCAACAGCGGACAACGCAGGACUGCUGCUGUCCCCACAUGCCCUGAUCAAUGACGAAAUGUCAUGGGCGUCGUGGGCCUCAGAAGCUGACCUUAUCAGCAGGAGGCUGGCGCCAUUAGCUGGAGGCGGAGGGCAGCUGCCAGUGGUUGCACGGAGGGGAGUCAGCACCAGUCCAGCUGUGAGUGCUGCUGCAAGCAGCACCCUGUCGAACGGGUCCCCACUUCCGCCUGCACUUUCCUUGCCAUCGUGUGAGGUGCAGCACUCUGCUAGAAAUGGUGAGACUGGCCCUGGAGAAAGAGGGCCAUCACACUCCAGCGCUUGCCGCGAGCUCAGUCUGCUACAGGCAGCAGUGCUGAGCGGCUCACAGCCUGGCAGUGAUGAUGAACCCGAUGGCGACAGAAAGCUCAGUUCGCCCAUCUCGACUGCAAGCAGCCCCAGCAGUCUUGACAGCAGCCUGUGGCACCACCAUAUUCUGUCUGGCGCACAUGGCGCAGGAACUUUAGCAGGCGAGGCGGCAUCACCCACCAGUUUUUGUGCCUGCAUGGCAUGGGCCGGCAGCACGGUGGAGUGGCAGGUGGUACGAAACCCAGUAUUUGAGGACGAUGAGGAUGCUGGUGGCUCAUCUGCCCUGACUGCGACACCUUUACUGGUGCCUGGCACCAGAUGCAGCCUGGCUGGGAUUGCUGCUCGUGCUGGCACUGCCAGCCCUAUGCAUGCCCACAGCAGGAGUGCAGCAGGCGGCCCACCAGUGACCCCACCACACAAGCAGGCAGGUGGAGGGGCGGAGGCUGUUGACGGCGUGGCUGCACACAGCAAGCAAGACAGCAGCCCCCAGCAGCAGGGUGUUGGCCACUUUGGCCGCUUGUUGGGGUCAGACCAUUGUUCGCCCAGCCUUUGUGAGCUACAGCGGCGUCUGGGGCUAGCAGCAGCUGAUGUGGAUGAUGUUGGCGCCAGCACUGCCAAGCUAGGCAAGCUCCAGAGAGGUUGGACUGCAGUGGCUCAGCAGGAUGAGGCCAGGCAGUGGGGCGCCACUGCUAAAUCCAUCAGUCACAAAGUGUGGCAUGCAACUGCCGGCAUACUCACUGAUCCAGAGGCACAACUGAGCACUUCCCAGUCAGCAAUGUCUGGGCCACCGGCGUCUGCUGGCAUGGAUGCGACCUUGCGCGGCCUGCUUGCAGACCUGGAGUUGGCGCACAUGUGGCUGACAGGCAUGCUUGAAGCAGCAGUGGCAUUGGUGGCCGUGGGCGCACCAGACUCUGAUGAGUACAGAGCCACACGGUCGCCACCAGCAGCUACCCUAGGGCUUCUGACACCUGUCAGCAGGCCUGCCGCCACUACUGGAGGUGGCGAGGCCUGCACAGCCUCUGUGAUCUCAGCUGCACCAGACCAGAUUGCAGCUGCCGAUGCUGUGGGGCGGGCCAUUCCUCAGCUGCUCAAGCUGGUGCAGGAGAACAGCGGCUUGGCGCGUGCAAAUGAGCAGCUCCGUGGUGAACUGGGCCGCACCCAGGCUGCACAGCUGGAGGUACAGGCGUGUACCAAGCUGCUGCAGGCGAUGCUAGAGGAGCGUGGCCAUGAGGUGGCACGCCUGUCAAAGGCCCAUCUGUGGCACACAGUGCAACUGGAGUCCCAGCUGACCUGCUGCCAGGAGCACAUCCUGCAGCUGGAGUGCGCGCAGUCGCAGUUCACCCUGCAGGCCCAGCAGCAGGCGCAGCAGCUUGAGGAGGCAAAUGCACAAGUCGCUGCCCUCAGUGCUGACAUGGCUGGCCUGCAUGCACGGGUCCAGGAGUAUGCCAGUGAGUGUCACACACAACAGCAGCAUGCAGUGGUGCUGGAGCGGGAGCUGGCAGCCAUGUCUGUGGCAGUGCAGCAGGAGGCUGAUGCAGUGCAGGUGGCGGACGCUGCCGCAGCGGCUGUGGCUGCUGACACACAGGAGCAGCACAGCAACUGGCUGCAGCUCCUCCCACCCUUGAUGGCACCAACAGCUGAUGACAUGGCAAACACUAAGCUGGGCAUAAGCUGUGCACAACUGUGGCAGCCGCCAGCCGAGUGCUGCAGCCCGAUGCUGUUUCCGCACACCACUGGUGCCAGCACUGCCUCUGAUGGUGAUGCAGCCCAUCAUGGUGACAGUGCCAGCUCCAGGUCCGCCCACCAGCAGCAGCACCCAUUCUGGAAUUCCCAGGAACAGAGGCUGCUCAUCCAGCAGAUGAGCAACCUUCAGUGGCAGCUGGUACAGGCACAGGAACAUGUGGAACAGCUGCAGGAUGAACUGGAGGCGGCACGUGUGGCCAUGAGCGAGCUGGUUGCAGAGCGCUCAGAGGCAAGGGCGGAGGUGGCUCGCAUGGAGGCAACUGCCAACCAGUUCAGCAAAACAGUGGCAGCGGCACAGGCGGCUGAGGUGCAGGCAAGGGAGAGUGAGCAGCAUGCUCAGCAUGCCACAGGGCUGUGUGAGGCCCAGCUGUUGGCAGUCCUGUCACAGCUGGAGAUUAACCAGCAGCAGUUUAACAUGCGUGAGCAGGGCCUACAGCAGCUGGUGGUCCAGCUGCAGGGUGAGCGUGAGACCCUCAAGCAGGGAUCACAGCAGGAGUUGAUGAGCCUGCAACAACAGCUGGAGCAGCUAAAAUGCACCUGCCAAGCCAUCAAGCUUGAAUCAGGGCAGGAGGUGGAGGGCCUGAGGCAGCAGCUUGCACAGGCUCAGGCGCAGGUCAGACAGGUAGCAUGGGAGCAAGCGCAUCAGUGGCAGCAGCAAGAUGAUGCUAUGGAGCAGGAAAAACAGCAGCUACAGGAGGAGCGCUGUCGCUCAGCAGCCCUGGAAGUGGAGGUCCAGACAGCCACCCGCCGGUUGCAGGACUUCAAGAAGCAGCUGCAGGCAGUUUCAACAGCAGCACAUGCUGAGGUGGUGAACAUGGCCUGCUGGAGCACCCCAACCAGCGCAGUUCAGCACAAUGUGGCUGCUGCAGCAACAGCCGCUCAAUACCCUGCAGCAGGGCAUGCUGACUCUCUGCCUGGGCCGGAGCAUGACCUGGACGAGCUGCACUCAUCCCUAGACAUGGCAGUGACUGGUGGGGUGUUUGAUGCCCCUGGCAGACUGACUACCUGCAUGCUGCCGGCUUAUGCAGACGCAAUGCAAGGCCAGGAGCAAUUGGAUUUGGCAUCAGGUGGGUUGCUGGUGGCCAUGAGCAGCACCCAGCAUGUCAUUGGCAGUAGUGCCUGCCAGCACCUAGCUGAGCCAGUGCUGCAGCUGCGCUAUGCUCUCAAGACACUGGCGCAAACCACCAUGGAGCUUGUCAAGAUCAUUACAGGCGGUGCCACGCUUGGCAAUCUUCCCGCAAUGGACAUUGGGGCACCAACCAUGCAUUCUGCUGGCUCCACCACUGGCAUAAGCUGCAGUUUGAAGGAGCAUGUGUGGAUUGUGGAGAACCUUCAUGAGAUGACUCCAGCCGUGCAACAGAUGGCGAGGCAGCUUGCAGCAUGCCUGCCCUAUUUGACCACUUCUGAAUUGAGGGUUCAGCUCACAGACCUCAAGCAACAGUUGGACCAGGAGCGUGCACAGCAAUUUGAGGAACAGUUGGAGACUAGAGUACACCUGGCAUCCCUGCAACGUGUGGCACAGCAGCUGGCAGCCAAGGUCACAGAGUAUGAAGCAAUCAUUCCAAAACUGCACUGACAUGAGAAUGAUGAGACCUUGUGACCCCUGCCUGUUGCAUAGUGUUCAGCACCAGCUGGACAUGGCAAGCUCUUACAGCUGGGAAUUUGAGCAAACUAAUAGUUGAGGAUUUGAGUGAUUGUCCAGGCAUUUACAGAUGCCCUGGGGAAGUCAGCAGCCAAGCAAAGUCAGAUCCUCAGGAGAGUGAAUGUGAGCAGGGUAAAUGUAAAUAUAGGUCUCUGGCAGAUAGCCAGUGUUUCCAAAACUGAGUACUAUUAUUACCCGUUUGGGUCAAAAUUGACACAGGUACUGGAACCUAAUUAUUGGGGCCUUGAGUACCAAAACAAGGGUACCAAAAUACUAAUUGGCCAGACACUAUUCUACCCAGGCCCACCGCUUAUAAUACUUGCUAUGCAUAUUACAGUAAGGUUAAGGAUAAGAACUUUGGCAAAGUCAAGGCCAUUAAGUCCUUCAGUGGGUGGUCUGUCUGGGGCGCCGGCUGGGGUGUCCUUGGCCAGGGUGGGGGCCUCUGCUGCGUGCGGGGACAGUGAUGGGGAGUACAGGGCGGUGUGCUUGACCUCAGAGGCCUGCAGUGCUAUUGGUGCUGACCUUGCCACCUUCCAGAACCACCUUCCUGAUGUGAGCUGGCAGCCUUUGGCAGCAACCUGUUUGGAGGGCGACUCCUGCAGUACCUGCGGGGCCUGGGGGCCUCGGACACCAGCCUCUCCAUUGGCUUUGUGCCUGCAGGCCACAUUGCGGUCUUGGCACAGCUUCAA
Chlamydomonas reinhardtii is the source of this 6023-nucleotide messenger RNA. RefSeq lists its product as uncharacterized. Bases 292 to 5268 code for a protein of 1658 amino acids. The transcript is spliced from 13 exons. The record is from RefSeq and is a predicted model, not a curated record. NCBI's taxonomy places the organism in Eukaryota, Viridiplantae, Chlorophyta, Chlorophyceae, Chlamydomonadales, Chlamydomonadaceae.